AUGAACGUCGAGGCUGUCGCAUCAUCCUCAUCUUCCGCUCACGCGACCCAGGAGGUCGCGCAGAGCAAGGGCGGCCGGACACCCGGCAAGGCUCACAAGUCUGCCAAAGCGCCCCUCCGGAGAUCAUACAUCAGCGAGUCGAUCAAGACGCCAUUCGCCAAGCGGAUGGAGGAGGAGCAGAAGAAACAGGCAGUCAAGGCGGUGGAGAAGGAGAUGAAGGACGACAAAGAGGCGGAUCGGCAAAUGAAGAGGGAUAGGCUGAAGGAACGGCGAGACAGGGAGGCGGAGAAGAUACGGCAGGAGCAGAUGGCGGCCAAGAUGUCCGCAAAGAAGCUGCAGCGGAUGAAGAAGACACAGGAGCCGAUCGACACCUCGACCGAGGAGGCGGAAGCGGAGCAAUUGCAUCGAGCCAGGGUGCUGUCGCUCAACAAGACUGCGCAGAAAACCACGGACGACUUGGCGAAGACCGAAGAAGAAUCGACUCAUCCGGGGAAGAGGCCACCCCGCCGUCGUCAACAGCAGACCGUGAGCCUUGCGGCACUCCUCGGCGGCUCGGCGUCGGACCGUGUGCCAGGCACCAUGACUCCGCCGCCGACGGACAGCAAUCACGCCGGUACCAAGGACAACACGACGAGGGUCAGCGAGGCGAUGGCAUCCUCCAGCGGCGACGCGCGGAAGUACCAGAGCGAGAGUGGUGAGACCGCUCGUCCGACCCAGACGUUCCGGGAAUUCUGGAUCGCGAAGCACCGUCAGACUCAUCAGACCGGGACGGACGAAGCCAGUACCGAGAGCCCUCUGCGUGCCGGCUACGGUAAAUCGCAAAUGGACGCCGCAAAGGAUCUCCAGGGGAUGAGGCGGCGAUGGCCUUGA
Dioszegia hungarica is the source of this 870-nucleotide messenger RNA. Its product is annotated as Cgr1 family-domain-containing protein. The record is from RefSeq and is a predicted model, not a curated record. Lineage: Eukaryota; Fungi; Basidiomycota; Tremellomycetes; Tremellales; Bulleribasidiaceae. The transcript is spliced from 3 exons. The coding region runs from base 1 to 870 and encodes 289 amino acids.